Dovyalis caffra is the source of this 1398-nucleotide messenger RNA. The record is from the annotation of a GenBank genome assembly. NCBI's taxonomy places the organism in Eukaryota, Viridiplantae, Streptophyta, Magnoliopsida, Malpighiales, Salicaceae.
AUGGAGGUCUCAUGGGAGCAAAGUGUUACAGACUCUAUCAACACCAUAUACCUGCUCUUCUCAGCUUACUUGGUCUUUGUGAUGCAACUUGGCUUUGCCAUGCUAUGUGCUGGCUCAGUCAGGGCCAAGAAUGCCAUGAACAUCAUGCUUACAAAUGUUGUUGAUGCUGUUGUUGGGAGCAUCUCUUAUUACCUCUUCGGCUUCGCUUUUGCAUUUGGUGAAGGUGCCAAUUCUAACCCUUUCAUAGGUACAACCUUCUUUGCUCUCAAAGAUAUUCCCAAUACCUCAUAUGACUAUAGUUACUUUCUUUACCAAUGGGCUUUUGCUAUAGCAGUUGCUGGAAUUACCAGUGGCUCAAUAGCCGAAAGAACCCAAUUCAGUGCCUAUCUUGUUUUCUCAUUUUUCCUUUCUGGAUUUGUGUACCCAAUUGUGGUUCAUUGGGUUUGGUCAUCAAAUGGUUGGCUGUCUCCUAGUUCAAGUAAGCUGUUAGGCUCUGGUGCUAUUGACUUUGCUGGCAGUGGUGUGGUUCAUCUGGUGGGAGGGAUUGCUGGACUUUGGGGCACUUUCAUACAAGGCCCUCGAGUGGGUCGGUUUGAUGCGUUUGGCAAACCCGUUCCAAUGCGUGGGCACAAUGCAACUCUUGUGGUGCUUGGAACAUUCUUAUUGUGGUUUGGCUGGUUUGGGUUUAAUCCUGGCUCAUUUGAUAAGAUUCUUGUGGCCUACCCUAACACAACCGAUCAAGGUAACUGGACUGGUGUUGGCCGGACUGCAGUAACAACUACAUUGGCAGGUUCGACAGCUGGAAUCACAACCCUAUUCGGCCGGCGAUUACUAGUUGGCCAUUGGGAUGCAUUAGAUGUUUGCAAUGGAUUGCUUGGCGGUUUUGUUGCAAUUACUUCAGGAUGUUCUGUCGUGGAGCCAUGGGCCGCAAUUGUAUGUGGGUUUUGUGCAGCUUGGGUCUUGAUUGGGCUAAACAUCUUGACCCUAAAGCUGCAAUUUGAUGACCCAUUAGAAGCAACUCAACUGCACGGUGGGUGUGGUGCUUGGGGUUUGAUUUUCACUGGAUUAUUUGCCAAAGAGGAGUUCGUGAUCCAAGCUUAUAAUUCAGGCGAGGCAGGUGUGUCGAGACCCUAUGGCCUUUUAUUGGGUGGUGGAUGGGGUCUGCUUGGAUGCCAAGUGAUUGAGAUUUUGGUAAUAGUAGGCUGGGUUAGCAUAACAAUGGGACCUGUUUUCUUUGCACUUGACAAGCUUAAGAUGCUGAGGAUAUCAGUUGAUGAAGAAGUAGCAGGCCUUGAUAUCUCUAGUCACGGGGGCUAUGCCUAUGCUGCGCAUCCAGAAGAGAGCCAUCCUCGCUUCUAUGCAGAUUAUAUGCGUAUCCAAGAUCAAAAUCAUUCAUGA